Messenger RNA from Setaria italica (foxtail millet), 3033 nucleotides. Its product is annotated as homeobox protein ATH1. Gene Ontology annotation, biological process: regulation of transcription by RNA polymerase II. Gene Ontology annotation, molecular function: DNA-binding transcription factor activity, RNA polymerase II-specific; RNA polymerase II cis-regulatory region sequence-specific DNA binding. Lineage: Eukaryota; Viridiplantae; Streptophyta; Magnoliopsida; Poales; Poaceae. The transcript is spliced from 5 exons. Bases 1148 to 2737 code for a protein of 529 amino acids. The record is from RefSeq and is a predicted model, not a curated record.
AGCAUUAUGCUGCAUGGUGCCAAGAUUGUUCUUGGAUUAGACAAUGUAUAUAGGCCAACUUUUGCUCUCUAAUUUGUUGCUCAACUCCUGUGGAUGAUGUCUGAUGAGUGAUGGGCAGGGAAGCGCCUAUUUGGGCACAUGCAUGAUGCACCACCGCACUUGCAUUCCAUUUUAUAAUGUCAUGGAACCUCCCUCCAGAAAAAGAUGUAUAUAUAUAUUAUAUUCUGCAGAACUGUCGUGCAUUUGGAUUAGCAAUUCCUUUCUUUAUCACAACUAACUAGCAGCUGUGGAUCAUGGCCAAUGAUGGGGGGUGGUAAAUCCCAUGAACCUCUUAUCCUGUUUCCUCGCAACUUGAGCAGCUCUCAUGUCAUGGUCAUGCCAUGCCAUUCCAGUGUCCUCUAGCGUUGCCACAGUAUAUAGGAUGGGCGUGGACGCCUGUAUGGGGCGCCAACCGCCAACACCUUUGCCUUUGCUGCUCGGGAGAAGCUGCAGGGUCCCUCCAUGUCUCUGAUGGAGUGAUGGUUUGUGAGAGAGGGGAGAGAGCCCAGGCCAGAUAAAUCUCUGUCUGACCCAGCAGCUCCAAGAUCACGGACCUGCUCACUGGGGGCUUUGAUGAUGAUGCUUGUAAUGUGUUCCAUUUGGAAGUGCUCAUGUUUCCAUUUUAGGAUGUGCAUGGGGAGUUGAAUCUUGAAAAGAGUUCUUGAUUUUUUUUUUCUAAUUUCUUUUUGGUUGUCUGUGUCUCCUUGGUUCUUGUGUUCGUCUUAUAUUAUUGCUUCUGCUUGCUCCGGAGGAGGCUCAUCUCUCAGGUCUCUAGCAUCGAGCCAUCGAGGUCUUUGCCUGCACUUCUAUCGCAUCUCACUCACAGUAGUAUGCUGGAAUUUUGUUAGGCUCCAUGCACCUUUCAGUGACAGGAUGAUGCUACUGCCUACUAGUUAUCAGAAUCUCGAGCUCGUGGCUUUUAUCCCUUCCUUUUUCUUCCCAGUGAUCAUAUUGCAAUCACCAUGGGGAUCCUUUUAGACCUUGUACGGCUUGUUAUGAGCAGUUGCACAUCUUCUUUUGAUCUAAAAAAAUGAUCUUAUUCAUGCUGCUGUUGCAGGUGUGCUGAAAUCACAGCUAUUUUUUCGAGAUUCCCUGACCCACAACUAUAAUGGCGAGCAAUCCGUCUAUGUUUUCGCCAAUCGGGGUGGAUGCCAUGACUGGCGGCUACUUCAUGGUGGGCGGCGGCGGCGGCAUGAUGAGCGCCGAUGUGCCGCACUUCCACCCGAGCGUGCUUCUUGAGCACGGCGGCUUCGGGUUCGGCCUCGGCGACGCGGCAGUCGGCGCCACCGCUACGGCGUCGGACCUGGCCGCGAACAACGUCAUGCUGGCCUCCUUCGCCAGCCAGCUCGUGGCUACCGGCCCCGCGCCGCAGGAUGAUCUUAUCGCCGGGAGGACGCCGCCGGAGGAAAUGGACGAGGGGUAUGGCGCCGACAGCGGGGUCAGCUGUGUCGCGGCGAACCUGCAGUGCCCCGGCCACUCGGGCGGCGCCAUGGCGGUUUGGCCGUCGUCGUCGUCCAAGAAGCCGGCCGGCACUUGGAGCAGCGCCGGCGGCUCAAGAGCCGUCUCGGUCCACGCGCCGUACCACCACCUCACCACACUCCCCGAAGUUGCCGGUUUCCACUACCCCCUAGCCGCUGCCGCCGCCGCCGCCGCCGCCGCCGUCAUUGCGCCGGCGUCGAGCGAGCUGUCGCUGACCCUGUGCUCCAAGUCGUCCCCGGACAGCGGGCUGAACGCCGCCGGCCAGUGCUCGUCGGGAGCCAGCCGCUCCGCGCUGACGGAGCUGCACCCGCGAGCGCGCAGCAGGCCGGCGGCACACUUCUCCGUGGUGGUGGCGCGCUCGCGGUACGCGGCCGUGGCGCAGGAGGUGCUCAACGACGUCGUCGGCCACAUGCUAAACGGCGUCGCGGCCGCGGCCGCCGACUCGUGCAGCGGCAUCGACGGCGGAGGCUCGGCCGGCGCGCCGUCCGUGGUGAGCUCCUCGAACCGGCUCAUGGCCUCGUCCGAGGACGCCGGCGAGCGGAGGGGCGAGGCGCAGAGGGUCAAGAGCGACCUCCUCAAGCUGCUUCAGCUGAUGGAUGAGAAGUACAACCAAUGUUUGGACGAGAUCCAGAGCACGACGGCCAAGUUCAACGCGCUGAUGCAUUCGGGGGGCGGCGCCGGCGGCGGCAACGGCAGCAUCUGCGCGCCGUUCGCGCACCGCGCCGUGUCGGCGGUGUACCGCGGCCUGAGGCGUCGGAUCGCCGGCCAGAUCGUGGCGGCGGCGACCCGAGCCACCGGAUGGGGCGGCGAGUCGUCGUCGUCGGUGACCGCGGCUGGCGGCGACGCGGAGCGGAGCUGGGAGUCGGAGUUCAUCAAGAAGCACUGGGCGGCGCAGCAGCUGCGGCGCGGCGAGCAGCAGUGCUGGCGGCCCCAGCGCGGCCUGCCGGAGAAGUCCGUCGCCGUGCUCAAGGCCUGGUUGUUCGAGAACUUCCUGCACCCGUACCCGAAGGACCAUGAGAAGGACGUGCUGGCUGGAAGAAGCGGCCUCACCAGGAACCAGGUGUCGAACUGGUUCAUAAACGCGCGAGUUCGUCUGUGGAAGCCGAUGAUUGAGGAGAUGUACCAGGACCUGAAGAAGAGCUCGGGUGUCGGAGGGCAGGGGCCGGCAAUGGAGCCGCACACGAGCAAGCGUCGAAUUUGCGAGCUAGAAGGCCAGUGAACUCCAUAGCUAGCUGCAUUUGGGAGCUUUUCUAGCACUCAACUCCUGCCAUGCUGCCAUUGAUCUGUUAUUGGCCCUUGUAAUUUCCUACUGUUAUGUACAUAUCAUUGCCAAUGCCAGCAUUUUCCAAUAGAUCCUCAGAGCAUCCUGGUUGAUGCACUUGGAACCGCUGAAUGAAUUGAGCAUACACUCUUGUUCAGUUGGUCAUUCAGGCUUCAGGUGGUGAUUCUAGUUGGCAAUGUGGGCAGUUUCAGAUAAGGGCAGAUUCCAUGCUUGUUUGUUGUCUGGUUCUACAA